ACUCUGGUUCAUUUCUGUAGCGUAUUGUCAUGUCCCGUGAGCUAAGUGUAUCUGUCACGCCCAUACUGUCACAGUGUUGCUGGUAAUGAUAGCUGUUGAAAUUGAAAUUCUUACGCUCACAUGGGCGUCUUUUAACCGCUGACCUGAGUUUCUUUGCUGCAAAACAAGGUGGGGUUCAAACAGCGGGCUAUGUUUUGCAGAAACUAAACCUUUGUGGUGCUCCUGUAUGUGCGUAUGUGUGUUUGUAUGUGUCAUGUUCAGGCAUGUCCCAGUGCCCUCCCACCUUCCCUCCUCCCUCCUAGUAUUCAUAAUGUCCAAUCUUCCAUCUCUCCCUCCUUCUAAUCUCCCAUUUCCUGUGGAGUGUUGGUAUGUUUGAGGGAGAACUGGUGUUUACAUACAGUCUUGCAAAAUGACUCAGAGAGAGAGAGAAGGAUCUCACUGAUAGUGAUCGUUGAAGGCUUUAGCCGGGAAGAACAUUCAGCUGCUGUCUGCUGUCAUCUUUGCCCUGUAGGUCACAACCUAUGAAGAGGGAUACUGGGAAUUCUGCCAGCCACUGACACAUUCACACACAUUCUCACACAUACAUUCAUAUGGAAACUUCCGUUGUGUGUUGGUCACACAAGGUCAGAAGAUGUAAGAUCCUCCCGCUGACUGUACGCUGAAUGAGAGGGCUCAGCUUGAAGAAGGCUGGAAGUCCUCUGUGGAUCUCUUUGUAUCACGACAGUCACUCUAGAGAUUCCCUUCUGACCAACACUGAGUUUUACAAGGUGUCACUGGCCUGGACAUCAGGAAAUCCCCUUUAUGGAACACGAUAUGUGUGAUCUGUGGAUGAUCAGUUUGUGCUCAGUGGAUACGUUUUUAAUAACUCUCGGGGGGAAGCGCGGGUAGUACGUUAGUGAUGCUGCUGACGGAGGCAACUCAACUCCCAAGUGGUAACCUCCCUCAGGUAUGACCCAGAUCCUGAACCCCUCCUGGAGGUCUCUGGACAGGGGUACAGCUGACUGGUUCGGGGUGAGCAAGGACAGUGACAGCACCCAGCGAUGGAGGAAGAAGAGCCUGCAGCACUGCAGCCAUCUUUAUGGCGGUCUCAAGGCACAGGUGAUGAGGGAGAUGGAGCUGCAGAGCCAAGACAACAUUUCCUUGGCCAGCACUGAGACCCCUCCUCCUCUGUACCUCCCACCCCACCACCCCAGUCACCGCCACCACAACAUGCAGAGGAUUGUAGACCCCCUGGCUCGGGGUCGUGCCUUCCGCAUGGUGGAUGAGGUAGACGGCUUCAGUGUCCCGCAAACUCCCAUCACGCCAGGCACCGCUUCCCUCUGCUCCUUUUCCAGCUCCCGCUCCGCCCUUAACCGGUUGCCUCGACGACGCAAACGAGAGUCUGUCGCAGUUAUGAGUCUCAAGGCUGCAGCAGCACUAAUGAAGGGCCAGACGUUAGGCGAUAGCACCACUGGGCGACAUCGCAGACGGAGUUUCAUCCCUCCUAGUUUCUUUGAAGAUGACACUGUGGACUUCGCUGAUGAGCUGGACACAUCCUUCUUCACCAGAGAUGGCCUGCAGGAUGACUCGUCCAGCUACAUGGAUGAGGUUUUCGAGACACCGUCAGAGGCUGCCCUCAAACAGCUGGAUGAGAGUGAGCUCACAGGAAGUGCGCUGGAUAAGAAUGCACUGGAGAGGAGUCACCUCUUGCUGCCUUUGGAGCGAGGAUGGCGGAAGGCGAAAGACGGCUCUCUGGUCCAGCCUAAAGUCCGACUGAAACAGGAGGUGGUGAGCAUCAGUGGCCAUCAGCAGCGGGGACAAAGGAUUGCUGUUCCUAUUAAGAAGCUGUUUGCCCGAGAAAAGAGGCCAUAUGGACUUGGCAUGGUCGGCCGUCUCACAAACAGGACGUACCGCAAGCGCAUUGACAGCUUUGUCAAAAGGCAGAUUGAGGACAUGGAUGAUCACAGGCCUUUUUUUACUUACUGGAUCACAUUUGUCCAUUUGCUUAUCACCAUUCUGGUUGUCACUAUCUAUGGCAUUGCCCCUGUGGGCUUCUCACAACGUGAAACAGUUGAUUCUGUGUUGAGGAACAAAGGAGUUAAUGAAAAUGUUAAGUUUGUGCAACAAGAAAACUUCUGGGUGGGACCAAGCUCAGAGGCACUAAUCCAUCUGGGAGCAAAGUUUUCCCCAUGCAUGCGACAAGACGAAGAAAUCCACAAACUAAUGCAGGAGAAGAGAGCAAGAGAGAGAGAGUCAGGCUGCUGUGUGCGCAACGACCGCUCCGGCUGCCUGCAGACUUUACAAGAGGAGUGUUCGAGUACCCUGGCAGUGUGGGUGAAGUGGCCUCAGCACCCUAGUGCCCCUUAUCUCAAUGGUGAACUGCGCCAACAUGGCUCAGUCUGCCAUCAGGACCCCAGGAUUUGCCUGGAGCCAGCCUCUGUUUCACCCCAUGAGUGGCCUGAUGACAUCACCAAGUGGCCAGUUUGUACAAGGUACAACUCUGGGAAUCACACCAACCUCCCCCACAUAGACUGCACCAUCACAGGCCGGCCCUGCUGCAUUGGAACCAAAGGACGAUGUGAAAUCACUUCCAGAGAGUACUGUGACUUUAUGCACGGCUACUUCCACGAGGAGGCUACUCUCUGCUCACAGGUGGCUUGCAUGGAUGAUGUGUGUGGUUUGCUUCCCUUCCUCAACCCAGAGAUCCCAGACCAGUUUUCACGACUCUGGCUGUCUCUCUUUCUUCAUGCUGGGAUCCUGCAUUGCCUGGUGUCAGUGGUGUUCCAGAUGUCGGUGCUGAGGGACAUAGAGAAACUGGCUGGCUGGCUGAGAAUCUCCAUCAUCUACAUGCUAAGUGGCAUCACUGGCAACUUGGCAUCAGCCAUCUUCCUGCCAUACAGAGCGGAGGUGGGUCCUGCAGGCAGCCAGUUUGGCAUCCUGGCCUGUCUGUUUGUGGAGCUGUUUCAGAGCUGGCAGAUCCUCGAGCGACCAUGGCGGGCGUUUGCCAAGCUGCUGGCGAUCUCAGUCUUCUUCUUCUCCUUCGGUUUGCUUCCUUGGAUUGACAACUUUGCCCACAUCUGUGGCUUUGUGUCAGGAUUCUUUCUGUCCUUUGCCUUCCUGCCAUACAUCAGCUUUGGCCGUUCCGAUAUGUAUCGGAAGCGGGUCCAGAUCUGUGUCUUCCUGAUGGUCUUCCUAGGUCUGUUCUCUGCCUUGGCCGUUCUCUUCUAUGUCUACCCCGUGAAGUGUGACUGGUGCGAGGACCUCACAUGCAUCCCGAUCACAGACAAGUUCUGCGAGAAGUAUGACCUGAACGCACACCUCCUCUGAACCUCAGCCUUUGAAAUGUGAGCUGGAUGUUCUCUGGAUGUGCACAGAAGCUGGACUGGUCAUGACAUUUCUGUACAUUGGAUGCCAAUGAAGCAAAAAAAAAUGCAUGUUUAGCUGCCAUGCAACCUGUGAAUGAGCAGGAACAUUUAUCCUGGAAUAAUAAUCAAUAUUUCAGGAUGUUAUUUGGACCUGUUUACUGUAUUUGUUGUACUGUACUGGAAAGAUACAACAGACCCACUAUGAAUAAAGGCUAUGCAGGAAAGCCUCACUGAAAAUAUUCACGUGCAUGGGAACAAAACUUGACAAGGACCUGAAAAGGAUUACCACUAGAUUUAUGUGACUGAUCUCUAGCUGGACUAAUCAAUGACCAGUCGCACUGCAGGGGAGGUACAACUUUUUGUAACAACUAUUUCCUGCCAAAAAUUUAAUUAGCCUCCUUUCUGUGGUGAAACUGACUAACAGCACCCAUCAGUAGCCGAAAGGAACAUUAACCCUGAGACGCUGCAAUGGAGGAGUUGAGGGAUUUUUGUAAAUUUUUUAUACAUGUCCAACAGUUUUGUCCAUUUACUUGAUGUCCUUAGAGUUAAAACUCUCCACGAAUUUAGACUGAAAUGCUUAAACGUGCCUUGCUGACACACAACUACACACACACAUUGGGUAAAUCCCAAAUCCCUUAUUUGAUUGUUCAUCGAUCCUUGCAACUCACUUAACCCCGAAAUUGUUCUGGUCCACCAUCUUGAAGGACGUUCCAAAACACUUAUUCCUGCUCUGAGUAUUGAGCAGUUGGAGGAGCUAUGAUGAGGAUAAACAAGAGCAUGCUUCACAGAAGUCUUUUAUGGACUGAUGCCCCUUUUAUCUGAAGUCAGUUGGUGAUUGAGAGCUUCAGAUUAGGAAUCAGAGGAAAGGACAUCUCAUGUCUGUAUGAACGCGUUUCCUUGAUUCCUCUCUCCUCGCAUUUUGUUCUUGCAUCUUUUCCUCACAUCUUACAUGGGUGGGACUAAGACACAAGGAAAAGAUGCAAGUGAGGGAAUCGCGUAUUCAAUUAAGGGAAGUGGGAAUUACCUGUUGUCUUCUCAUACCAAGAAUUAUGGGUCCUGUUUAUUAACCUUUGUAGAAAGCUUUUCACAAUUUGACAAAAAUCAUGUAAAAUAUGUUUGUACUGAAGUACCACUCUGGCAGCUUUAGUUUACACCACAGCCGUUUACAGUUGGAUGGUUUUUUGGUAUUCACCCUGUGUCACAUCUGAAAAGAACACACUUAUAUGUUAAUUUGCUCCAUCAUAUAAGCUGUUAUGAAGGGGAAUUUGUGUUUUUUCUUUCAUGUGGUAGCGUUUUAGCUACCAUGCAAUAAACAGUUUUUCAUUUUUUAUGUCUGUGUAUUGCCU
This is a messenger RNA of Monopterus albus (swamp eel), 4690 nucleotides long. RefSeq names its product rhomboid 5 homolog 1b (Drosophila) (gene rhbdf1b). The coding region runs from base 949 to 3306 and encodes 785 amino acids. Gene Ontology annotation, cellular component: endoplasmic reticulum membrane. Gene Ontology annotation, molecular function: serine-type endopeptidase activity. The transcript is spliced from 17 exons. Lineage: Eukaryota; Metazoa; Chordata; Actinopteri; Synbranchiformes; Synbranchidae. Gene Ontology annotation, biological process: regulation of epidermal growth factor receptor signaling pathway; regulation of protein secretion. The record is from RefSeq and is a predicted model, not a curated record.